Coniophora puteana RWD-64-598 SS2 is the source of this 3469-nucleotide messenger RNA. RefSeq lists its product as uncharacterized. Bases 359 to 3139 code for a protein of 926 amino acids. The transcript has 6 exons. Gene Ontology annotation, biological process: DNA-templated transcription; regulation of DNA-templated transcription. The record is from RefSeq and is a predicted model, not a curated record. Gene Ontology annotation, molecular function: DNA-binding transcription factor activity, RNA polymerase II-specific; zinc ion binding; DNA binding. NCBI's taxonomy places the organism in Eukaryota, Fungi, Basidiomycota, Agaricomycetes, Boletales, Coniophoraceae.
AGUAGCCAAUGGAAAUAAUGGUGAGUAGGAGAGAAGGUGUGGAAGACGGAGUCUGGGAUUAUUCUAAGCUCUCGAGGUGGCGAGGCGCGAUGCGAGUCGGUGGGGGUGACGGAUGUUGCCGAAUUUGAGACGGAAGCUUAUUGGGGAUCAGCUGACGUUAGUAGGGGCUGGCUGGGAAAGGGAGGAGUAUGCCUGUCGUGCGGGGGGAGGAUGGCAUUGACACUGAGAUUCUGAAUGGGACGGCUGAGCUGCGACUGAGCGAGGACGUAUUUGUACUUGGCCAGUCCGCGGAUUCUUGUCGCCCUCCUUUUCAGCCUCUCGACUGCCCCGAUUGGUCUCUCCCCUCUCUCCCUCCCAAAUGCCCGACGAACACCAAGGCCAGUCGCCUACUAGGCCAAAGCAGCACCACCAGCACCAUCACAGACAACAGCAACAACAUCAGCAGCAACAGCAACACCAGCACGUUGUCCACCCUUCUUCCUCCGUGUCGACCGCGCAGUCCGCAACAUCUUCCACUAGCGCCACAAACAAUCCAACCACUGGCCAGGUCAGGUCCCGCACCUCCCCGCCCGCUUCCUCGGACCAGGACCAACGCCCGCCCACAAAGCGCGCUCGCAAGGCCAUUAACUGCGAACCGUGUAGAAACAGCAAGCUUAAAUGUGACAGAAAUCGUCCGUGUUCGAGCUGUGUUCUCCGAGGCACUAUUGCGCUGUGUUACCAAGACGCUAGAGGUCAUGAGUCUGACAUGCAGCUCCGCGGAGAUGACGGAAAUGCCAGCCGGGUCGACCCAAUCCAAGAGAUAAAUCGUCUCCGUCACUCGGUCUCUCUGCUCGAAACGUACAUCCUCGCCAACUCCCGCCCUGGCUCCAUCUUACAUAAUCCUCUCAAACGUCCCCUCGACACACCUUCGGUCGUUACCCUUCCGGUCAUCAAGAAAGAACCGGAUGAGAAGGAAAAUGCCCCUGGUUCUCUCGGCAGCCAAGGUCCCGGCGGUUUCUACACGGGCGCCACUAGUGCUGCAACCCAUCUUACCCUCACCGAUUCUCGCCAAUCAGAUGGCACUCCUGAUCCACCUCAACCAGACUCAGUCGAUGAUCUGCCUGCUCCUACUGGGUGGGACCAAGAUUUAUACACCACAUUCCCACACCCGAACAUCACUGACCAACUCAUCUCCUACUACUUUGAGUAUUGCAACUGGAUAUACAGGCAUGUCAACCAGACAUCGUUUUUUCAAGCAUGGAAUCGUUAUAGGAAUGGAACAACUGAUCGCCUUGCAAUAGCCACUGGAUUCCUCAUUCUCGCUGUUGCAGUCCACUAUCUUCCUCCUGAUCAUCAUCUCCUUGCCAGCAUAACCCGCACGCCUGGCGAAGACCUGGGACGGAAGUAUUACGAUGCCAUGAAGGUUGCCUUAGAACGACAUAGGGCAGAAAACAAGACCUACAGUCUGGAUCUCGUCGAGUGCUUACUCAUUCGGUGUCACUUCCUCACGCUGAGCAAGACGGACAGUGAAGAGAUCUGGUCCGUGCGGGGUGAGUUGGUCAGCAUAGGCAUGGCUAUGGGUCUGCACCGAGACCCGAAGAAAUGGCGAAUGUCCAUUGACUUAGCAGAGCGAAGGCGUUGGGCCUGGUGGCAUAUUGUCUUACUCGAGCGCUGGCAAGCAUUCAUGUUUGGGCGCCCGAUCUCGUUCGCGUCACAUCAUUUUGAUACCCACCUUCCUGCGCUCUCUGAUCCAACAAAUCCAUCGGAACCUCGCCUUUAUUCCCCUAAUCAUGCAUUGUUCCGAUUGGCUUAUAUUCUCGGCGACAUCAUGGACAAUGCUGUGUCCCUACGCGAAAUCUCUUACGAGAACGUACUAGAGAAUGACCGUGCGUUGACCCAGUGGUUGGAAGAGCUUCCACAUGAACUCGAUCUUGACGAGUAUCGCAUCGCCCGAAGCCUUGCGUCCUCGCACACUGCUACCAGGAGAAUUGGCGUCCAAAGUGUCAUCAUACGGACGAGUUACUAUCACAUCCGCUUCACCUUGCAUAGGCCAUAUGCCUCCUCCGUUCCAACGCGACCUUUGAAAGGAAAGGACAAGGACGCGGCCAAAGAGGCAGACACUGCGAAAGCGGAGCGUCAUGCCAAAUCGCUUGAAAUUGCCGUGGGGGCCGCAGAUAAACUCAUCGCGCUCGUUGGGCACGCGCGACCCGACUUCCUUGCUAACGCCUCGCUCGCGGUUCCAGGCCACAUGAACUGGGGCCCCUUCCACGUCUUCAGCGCAGCCAUGUUUUUCUCGUUCCAACUCAUCUCUAGUCCUGAGCAGCCGGGCGCUACACUAUUUCGCGCAAACAUCCAGAAGGCUGUAGAGACUCUGGAGUUAAGCAUCGGAACCCCUGUUGCUGAUAAGGCGCUGGCAAUUCUCAAAGAACUAUCGCCACUAUACAAUCCGGACUUCGCGAAAGAACCUCCACAGCAGCAAGAGAAGCACAAGGCGGCGGUUCUGAGCAUGGUCAAGACCCUGGCUUUUCCAUACCAUGAUAACCCAAGGUUCCCGCGCGUGCACUCAAUGGACUCACCAGCUGGCCCCUAUGCAACGAGCUCACCAGGCACCGGUAAUUCUGGGAGUCCUCAAGGAGUAUCGGGGCCGCUCGGCGUCGAUCAUCACUCCGCGCAAUAUCCUUUACGAGGUACCGCAGGGAUGGUACAGUCAGCCUCCUAUUCCGCGACUCAGUAUGGAUCUGUGUCGACGCACCUGCCCACUUCGCAAUCCAUGCCAUCUUCCGCGUCAGCGUCCUCAGCUACUUACACGGCAUCGCACAGCCAACAGUCGGGAAUUUACCAGGAUGCAGGACGGCAGUACGCGGAGCCGCUGCGGCAAAGCUACAGCGAGGUCCCCACUCCCGGAUCCAGCUCAUACGCUGACUCAGUGCGGAAUCCAUACCCGGCGUCGGAUCAGUCCAGCUACAUGGACCCGGGGCGGUAUAGUUCUGUCGGCCCGCCCUCCACGCGGAUGAGCUAUGACGGAAACUACAGAAAUCAAUAUAUGUUCCCUCCCGCUGCCGAAGUUGAUACGAUGUGGGGGCCCUCUGUCAGUGCUUCGGAGUGGACACAGCUGAUGGAGUUCCCAACGGGGCGGCAUGGAGAGCGUCCCGCCCAGUGAAAGCGAAGAUGGUACUUUUUUUGUGAUCGCACUUUCCCGAAUUCUGCAAUGGCUACGUCUCAUCAAUUAUCGGCUGAUUAUCUUGCAUGAUACCCGUUUGCUAAAGUUUUGGCAUAACCAUCGAGGGUAGGGUAGUAGGCUUUAACAUAUUGAAGCUUGGAAACUCGCCCCUCUAUUUACCCCCUCCACCGCACUGUCGCAUUACACAUUAUUGUGCUAGGUUUGCUGUCGAGUUAUUUUCUUGCAAUUGUAUUUAACGCAUGUUGUAUCGUUAUCGGUUACUUUACGCAGACGCAUUUGUUAUCUUGGUCCAAUCGCAACAUUGUUGAA